CAGAAUGAAGAUUAGGGAUGGAAGAUCGCCCUCUUGCUCGCAUUGGCCCAACCGGUGGUGGUGAUGUUAGAGCAUCCUGUAAGAAGUGCGGCUAUCCAGGUCACCUAACUUACCAGUGUCGGAAUUUUAUAAAGGUGUUUGGUGGCAAUGAAACUAACAUUGUUCUGUGAUUGUUGGGGAAUGGUUUAAAUGCAUGGGAUUAGAGAAUGAAGAAGUCUCAUGACAAGGACAAAAUUAAUAAAAGUGUUAAGUUUUUGUUGCAAUAGUUUAGUGUUGGUUAUUACUUCUUUCUUUACCGUUAAAAGUUUUCCGAGUUAUAUAUGUAUGUAUAUACAUGUAAUUUAUAGUAUGUAUGUAGCAAGAGAGAAGUUAAAAGCUACCAAAGAGUAUUUAGUACUGGUGCAGUACUCAUUAUUUGGCAAAAAUAUUUUGCUUGCCUCCUCUGUUGUCUGAUAGGUGUUUGCAGUGUAAUAGAAUGGAGACGUAUUCAUCUCACAACGAAGGUGAUGUUCUCCCACAAGAUACCAAGGAUGAGAUGAUUGAUGAAUAUCUUAACAGUGUUAUUGUUGUGGGAAAAGAAGUAGCCAUAAAAAGAUACAGUUCAGAUGAAAGCAAGAUAUGUAAAAUUAGGGAGCUGGGUAAUGAAUUUGUGAUUUUAGAAUUCAGUGGAGAUGAGACAGAAGGUGAGGAAAAUCUGAAAAUUUGCCCACAAGAAUUUUUAUCAACCAAAACUGUCAAAUGUAGGGAAAGUCCACAUUACCAGGACUCUGCUACUAACUCUUUGAAAGAUGAUUUGGCCCCCUUAAUAAAGGCGGAUAAGAAUGAAACCUCAUCUACUAAGUCUCCAUCAAAUCGUAGGCUCUUCAACUGUCUGGAAUGUACAAAAGUGUUCAUUAGUCAAGUGGGUUUUGAUAGGCACUUGACGGACCACCACCUUGAUGAAUUUGAUGGCCACAUUAGUAAUUGUGAGGCUUUUAAUUGUUCUGAAAGCUGUGGAAUAAGCCCCUCAAAUGUAACAGGAAAAGUUAAGGAGAUUGGGGAACAGAGAGUAACAACUGAAGUUUUGGGCACAAGAUACAAAGAUGAAGAUUUGGUAAGUAGUAAAGGAAGUGAAAUGAUGCAAAGGGAAGAAUUGCAAGGUGAAGAAAGCUACGAUACAGGUACUACAUGUGAUGAAGAAUUAGCAGUCAAAGAUGAGGAGUUUCAGUUUAAGUGUAGUAGUUGCAAGAAGUCUUACAGAAAUCGUCGUGGUCUUAAUCGCCACCUCAGAGUUCAUAAGGGUGAGAAACCCUAUUUAUGUUUGGUUUGCUGCAAGAGGUAUUCGUAUAAACAUGAUUUACACAAUCAUGUGAAAAGCCACACCGAUUCUCCACUGGAAAUUCAUAAGUUGUCCGAUUAUGUGGAUAAACCAUUCAAGUGUGGUGUUUGUACAGAGCAAUUUUCCUUUGAGUUUGACUUUGAAAGGCAUUUAAGGGAGCAUGAAAAAGGUAUUGAGGGCAAAGUUAAAGCUUUGGAUAAAGGAGUAUUGGAUAAAGGAGAAUUGCAGGAUAACCAAAUCCCUACAGUAAGUAGUACAUCAGUUGUUGAAGAAAGCGUGGAUGAUGAUGUAAACCUCUCAGUAAGUGAAGCUAGUGUGGAUAUGGAGAGUACUGAGAAUCUGUACUUGAAAAAGCUAAGGCCAAAAAAAUUGAAGUCUCAAGAUAAAUUGAGCCACGGAAACUUUGAUAUAUGCAUUUACUGUAAACAAGAGUUUGCAAGCAGGGAAAGUUAUGAUGGGCACUUUACAAAUCCACAAGGUGUUAAGCCUUAUAGGUGUUGUGUAUGCUUCAGGGGGUUUUCUUAUAAACAGUGUUUACAGAAACAUUUGGAAAAUCAUGUGUCUGGUGCAGGAGGUGCUAAUGACACACUUAAGGCCACUAAGAGAAAACUUUCGAAGUGUAAAUUUUGCAAGAUAAUCUUUGCAUCAAAUUUUGAGCUUCAGGACCACUUGCAGAUUCAUGGAAAGACUGUUGAAAAGAAAAAGAAAGUUCGGGAAAAGCAUUUUGAGUGUGAAGUAUGUGGGAGGGAGUUUGCUUUUGAAAGAGCUUUUCUGAAACAUUGUCAAACUCACAGUAUGGCACAUUUGUACCGGUGUUUUGUAUGUGAAAGAAAGUUUAUGAACAAGAGGAAAAUAAGCUUUCACAUGAAAGGUCACAACAAAGGAGGACAUGAUGAAGCUGUACCAGACUGUGCAGAGGUAGGGCAAGGUGAAUAUAUGAAGAAUAUAGAAAUGUGUGGAAAACACCACAAUGGUGAUGUUAAUAAUUCAAUGGAAAGCAAUUUAGGUGGUGAAAAUGUUCAUGUUGCCACUGAAGUUCCAGAAUGUUUUGGACACCCAAAGAUGUGCAAAUGUAUUACAUGUAAUGGUGACCCAGUAAAAGAAAAAAGGGAACAGAGCACUUGGGAAUUCUUAGAAGGCUGUGAUGAAUCUCGUGAGAGUAACAGUCGGCCAUGUCAUAUGUAUCGAAGACCCUGUGAGCAUGAGCAGAGUGGUUCUAAAAGUUGUGUGUGUUUACAGUGUAAGAAAACUUUUCAGAAUAGUGGAAAGUUAGACAGACAUAAGCUGAUUUGUUCCAAAUUAAUUUCUGUUAAUUUAAUCAUUAACAGUCUACUGUAAUGGGGGCUCAGCAGUGACUGCAUACUUUUUUCCAUGAAGGUAUUUGCUCUUAUUUAAUUUUACAAUGUUUAAAUGAAUUGUUAAGUUUUUAAUGUUGUUUGAACCCAAUAUGUUGUUAAGAUUAGUGCAAUCAGGAAUGAUCUCUUGUAAAAGACAAAUUGUCUUAGAAGUGUGUGUCAUUGUUUUUGAACCAGACUACUAAUUUAAUGGUUUGGUUGGCACCGCAUGGAGUUUGAUUAUUGAGUAUUUUUGUUGAUAUUUUGGACAGGCUGACUUUAAAUAAGGUUUUGAAGUUUUUUUCAUGAAAAAUACUGUAGUACGUACUUGUUUUCCAAGUAAUAAUAAAAUGUUUCUAUUUCUGAAAUGUGGUGCAGUUUAUUCUUUAAAUAAAGUAACAAGAAAUAUGGUUUUUUAACCUAAAGGCAUAAUGUAGUACACUAUUUCACUAGUCUAAAAUGGAACUUGUUUUUUUAUGAGUUUACUGCUAAGAAACUUUAAGGAAAAAAAGUGUGCCACUUAGCAUGCACUUAUUCUUAAACUAGUGUGCCUUGCGCCCUAGGUGUAUUGUCACAGCAUUUACUAUAGUCAUGCAUUCCCUUAGGCUGCUUCUCCCUUGGGUGUCUAACUCGACUUUUAAACUGCUCGACGUUCGUGUCUUGCUGAAGAAUAGAUCCUAUGAAUAAUCCCUUUGGAUAAUGAGUCGGAAAUGCAAUUCAGUAUGUUACGACAACUCCGUCCAUUGGGCACUUGUCAGAUUGUGUAGAUACAGAGUCCUGCAUUGCUUCAACACUUGACUUACAACUAUUCAGAGUUCAAUUAAAAAUACAACCUAGUGACUCAGAGUAAAGGGUAUUGGACUUUCUUUCUUUCUUUCCUUUUUUUUUUUUUUUCAAAUCACGAUUCUGUGAGCAGCAUCACCACAGCCUCCAUACAGAAAUGGCCUCGGAAAUUUUCACUCUGUAUGUAUAGUAAUUGUUAUCCAGAUUUACUGAAAAUGUGUGCAUUCAAAAGUGACUUGAGUUGCAUUUGAAUGAUGCAUCAUAAGCAAUCCAAAUGGUUUACUGAUGAGUUAUGAUCUAUGCUUAUCAAGAAAAAAAUGUAAUGCUGGUACAGCAGAUAAAUAUAGACAUUCAUCUCGGUGAUUGUUUGGCUGCAACCCUUUCAAUUCCUUUUACUGUACCUCUGUUCACAUCUUUUUCCAUCUUGCUCUCCACCCUUUUCUAACAAUUGAUUCAUAGUGGAACUUCAAGGUUUUUCUCCUGUUACACCUUUCAAACCUUUUUUUAUUUUAGUGUCUUAUUUCCUUUUAGUGCUGAAUGAUGUCAUGGGUCCCUGCGCUCGGCCUUUGGCCUAAAUUUUAUAUCCUAUACUAAGACCAGUAAAUGCCAGGUUGUAACAAUGGUGAAUCCUAAAUAAAGCCAUAUAAUGUGGCAUUCUUCAUUUCAAGAACUAGAUGUAUUCUAGUUUUCAAGAUUGGUCACACAUCUUCCAAAGAUAGUUUAUGAAUGACCUACAUGUUCUAAUUCUUGGAUUCUUAUAGUUAUAUGCAAAAGGUUUUCUAAUCAUUGAAUACUUGAUCGCAUGAUUUGGUACUAAAAAUUUCCUCAUUCUUGAAUACUUAUAGUAGUUUGGUACUACAAAUUUUCUAAUUUUUUAAUACUUAUAGUGUGAAAGUAAAGAUUUUGUACUUCUUAAAUGCCUAUAGUUCUAUGCUAAAAAUCUUAGCACUAGAGGCUAAUGUUCUAAUUGAAGAGUGUAGGAGGACCAUCACUAUGGUAUUUGAGAGCAAACUUUUGGGUAACAAUAGUUAAAUGAGUGAGGAAGUUGUGGUGGUAAACUCCUCAGUAACUCGUUUAAAUCUUUGCAGCAGUUAUGGGAACUUACAAAGAAAGUAAGGGGAGAUUUUUAACAGGAGGGGAUAAAAAAUUAGAAGAUUCAUGGCAAGGAGUUGGAUAUUUUAUGAUGAGAAAGUGGCAGAGAUGUGGUUAAAAAUGCUGAUGAAUAAACAGUUUUGAAAGCAGAUGUAAAUUGCAUAAAAUGAGUAGAGGGAGCUUUCUUUUAAGUUACCUGAUGAUGAAUAAUACUGACUUAAUAUUACUGUACUAUACAAGACUCAGAAUGAAUGAGUUUCAUGCCAGAUUUACCAACUGUUUAAAAGAUUAGCUGUACAUGUACUGUAUAUCAGUAGGCAGCAAUCUUUUCAAAGCCUGGUGAACCAGUGUUCUGUGGAAUCUUAAAUCCUAGUGAGAUAUGAUAUUUGAACAAUUGGCUCUAAAACCAAGCACUUACAGCAAUGAUAAGAGGGAGUUGGAUUUGUUUGACAGCAAGGAGGAAGAAAGGAAUUGGGAAUGGAGGUAGAGUAAAAUAUUGAAAAGGGGGUGCAGCUACGGGACAAAGGGAGGCUGCAAAAAACACUUAGUAAUGCCUACUGUUGCAGCACAUUAAGUGUACUGGGGUCACAGUGAGCGACCUUACGGGUUUAGUGCUAGCAGUGGGUAUCCUGAAUGCACUAUAUGCAUUACUAAAGAGUUUGCAGCAUCCCUUCAGCCCAUUGCCGCACCUACUUUUUAGCCUUUUUACAUCAGAUCAAUUCCCAUCUUUCUCUCCAACAGCUCCUACUUCCUUUUUUCACAGAUUUAGGCACUGAAUGGCUCAAAGUGCCCCAUUGCCUGGCCUUUAAAUAUAGCUUAAUUUUUAUAAAUCAAAUCACAAUGAGAGGCAGUCAUCAAACCACUGCAGUGCAAUAAAAUAUUAACCAUAUUUUUUUUUUUAAGUGAAAUUGAAUUUUGUAAUAGUACCCUGACUGAUGUGCAGUGUGUUAGCAAUUAGUGUUUCUGUAUGACACUUUUCUUCAAAUUGCAGAAUUAAUUUGUGUAAUUUUCUUAUAUGGUGACAAUUUAUGAAAAGUUAUGGAAUUACGAGUCCACAAAUGUGACUCACAUUAAAAUUAUACAAUACAGUAUUAUGAAAUAGCAAUAGUGUUUGUUUAGUUGUCUUGACUUCUAAGGCCCCGUCCACACGGGCGAGCUUUGCUCGACGAACUUUGUUCGAUGUGACGUCGGAAGCGGAGAAACCGCGGCAAAGUUCUGAAUUUUCUCGCUGUUUCAACGCUUCUGACGUCACAUCGGACAAUGUUCGUCGACCAAAGCUCGACUGUGUGGACGGGGCCUAAGAGAAACCAUAGUUUCAUUUUAUUAAACAGGCUGCAACCUGUAUUACAAUGGGUUCCAUUCCUACACAGCAACGUAAACCAAAAAAUGGUGUAACCCAAGACAUCAUCGAAAAUUGUAAGAAAACCUUACUUUUACCUGUUUGGAUGUCCUGAAAAUUACAUAACCUGCAUUU
Messenger RNA from Macrobrachium nipponense, 6001 nucleotides. Its product is annotated as protein SREK1IP1-like. The transcript has 2 exons. Gene Ontology annotation, molecular function: nucleic acid binding; zinc ion binding. Lineage: Eukaryota; Metazoa; Arthropoda; Malacostraca; Decapoda; Palaemonidae. The record is from RefSeq and is a predicted model, not a curated record. Bases 476 to 2656 code for a protein of 726 amino acids.